Messenger RNA from Dimorphilus gyrociliatus, 1819 nucleotides. NCBI's taxonomy places the organism in Eukaryota, Metazoa, Annelida, Polychaeta, Dinophilidae. The record is from the annotation of a GenBank genome assembly.
AGUUUACUAGAGAGAUUCCCACUCCUCAAUCAUGUAGAAAUGACCGUCGGCGUCUCUUGGCCUGAGUGUAGUUAUAUUCUGGCCGAACGUUCUCGAGCAUCCCUCAAUAUGAUCAAGUUUUUAUUGGGAAUUGCAAAUUUUUUACUUCUUUUUCAAUUUGCCGAUUCCAGAGAUGCAAAUUGUUAUAAAGACAAAUUUGAAGCUGAUUGUGGCAAGAAUGCUGUAAUUGUUAUGACAUCGGCUAAAUACGGAAGAUUGGAAGGUUGCAUCAAAUGGAAAUAUGGGCAGCUAAAUUGCCAUGGAGACAUGCUAAAUUACAUGGAUCAACAGUGUUCUGGAAAAAGAAUGUGUAAAAUUUCGUUGCUUAGUUACGAAUUAACAAAUUUUACAGGAAAUUGUUUGGAUAUGGAUCUUGUGACCUAUUUAAAAGCCGAUUAUGAAUGCUUACCAGUUGUAACGAACCAGAAUUCUUGCAAACCAUGUAGCAAUCUACGUGAACUUACUCUAACUCAGGCUACUGGUACACUGUCAAGUAAUAUUGCUGACCAGCAUCAUUGUGGUUCCGCUGACUGCCCUUGGACUAUAAAGGCUCAACCCGGACAAACAAUAACAAUAAAGCUAUCGGAUUUCGCUAGCAAUGACGCAUCGAAUACAAGCAGUAUAGACCGUCCGGCAUCUGUAGAGAAGAAGGACGCUUGCCUAAUCUAUGCUGUCCUAAUAGAAAGAGCGUCGUCCAGACAUCGUCAUAAGACAGUUUGCGCUCAAAGUAUUAGGCACACGAUGAUUUAUUCGAGUUCCUCCUACUCCGUCGAGGUGCAGAUGCUCAGGGGAUCGGACGGAAAGAGGCCUGGUGAAUUUCUUCUACAUUACGAAAUUCAAGGAUGUCCAGAACUCCCACACAAACCAUUUGGUUGGCGUCACAGAGUUAGUGAGAAUUUAAUGGAAGUAGGAUGUAACGUUCAUCACCAAGAAGUCUGGAAUUUGACUUGCAAUGGUACAGAAUGGGUUGGAAUGGAUAGAAAUUGUUCGCCGCCAGCAGUCCCCGUCAAAAAGUCUUCUAUAUGGCGAAUUGCUAUCGGCAAUUUGUCUUUGCCUACGGGAUUCUGGAUUGCAAUUAUAAUUGGAGUAGCUAUUGUUGUUUCGGUUUCCAUUUUAGUAACUGGAAUGGUUUGCUUGAAGAAGCAAAAACAUAAGGCGACUGCAAAAAAAGCACAGAUUGCAGGGUAUCUUCUAGCUCAACAGGAAAAAGAGAUGUGGGCUAGACCGACCAGUCUAAAGAGGAAUACCAGAGCUCUGCCAGCAACACCGAAGCCCAUUCCACAGUCGGAGAACGAUUACGCUUGCGUUGAGGACUUUCCGCCACAUCCGAACGAGUGUAGUAAAAAGCGUUGCUCAAGGGGAUCCGCUGGGUCGUUGAGACACGUGGCGACACCUUCCGGAGAGAAGAGAGAAUAUCAUUUUGAAUUCUCAGAUGCAGGUUAUAAUACAGGGCCAUCUAGUGAACACGGUGGUAAUGAAAACGGUCAUUCAUAUUUUACAUUAGAUCCGAAGUUGGUGGUUGAUCCUAUGGGUUCUGUAAGGCCUUGCAGCGGGAUACAUACUCAAGUGCAAAACAUCUCAAGGUUUUAAACGAGAUGUAAUUUAGAAGAAUAUUUAAAAGAAAAGGAAUAUAGCUCAAUAGUUCUCAGAGACGUGUCGCAAGAAGAUAAAUAGCCAAAAAAUUAAUAAAUAAAUAAAAACAACGAAAACAGACAACGCCAAUUCUACUUAACAUUACACACUGUACAUGUUACAGUAUAUAUGGAUAUAUAAGUAUACU